Messenger RNA from Clonostachys byssicola, 507 nucleotides. Lineage: Eukaryota; Fungi; Ascomycota; Sordariomycetes; Hypocreales; Bionectriaceae. The record is from the annotation of a GenBank genome assembly.
AUGAAUUGGCCGAGCUUGCUUCAGAUCGUUGAGACGGGGGCCCAGGCGGCCCCGGCGGCUGGCAACGCUCGUCCUUCUUACCGCCCUUCGGAUCGCAUGGAGGUUGUCGGGUUAGUCGACACGUCGGAUCGGUCCUCUAUCGCCGCACACGUCGAUGAGAAUCCAGCUUCCCUGCACGCAGCGGACGAUUCCAGGGCGGAAACAACCAAGCACGUUCUCGUCUUUCGGCAGACAGGCGCCAAGAUCGGCCCCCGGUACCGACUGCGCCAGGGCGAAGGCGGCAAGGAGGGACAGCAGCUGAAGCAGAGUGAAUUUCAUGUUCGCAGCGACUCGAUCGAAUGGGCGGGCGCGCAGAUUGCUCACGACGCCAUGAGGGGAGCAGCAGCGCUUUUCGUUCUUGAUGGGCCAGCCACCUAUCCCGCGGCUCCCGGAGAGGUGCGAAGAAAGAGGAACAUUGAUCAGACACAAUUGAGGGAAAUCCGUUCUCUAAUGAAACGCUCUCAGUGA